Molecule: messenger RNA, 720 nt
Organism: Hydatigera taeniaeformis
Lineage: Eukaryota; Metazoa; Platyhelminthes; Cestoda; Cyclophyllidea; Taeniidae
Source: the annotation of a GenBank genome assembly
AUGUAUCAAUGAGACACAUGUCCCAAGGAAGUACAAGCGUGCUGCGACGUAAAAUCCUGCAGUCUGCUCGCUGGGGCUGAAUGUGCAACUGGACCCUGCUGUGACAUCCAAUCAACCUUUGGAGAUCCGUCUCGCACUACCUGCAAACUAAAACAGAGUGGAUCUGUGUGUCGUGAGGCGGGUAACUCUUGUGACCUUCCUGAGUACUGCAGUGGGGAGUCGGAAUGGUGCCCUGCUGACGUCUUUAAGACUGAUGGGGAAGUCUGUUACACACGAGAGGGUUAUAAGUCACAUUGCAUCCGCGGCGGCUGCAAUGCCCCGGACGAGUGGUGUCGGGUUCUUUGGGGCCCUACGGGUCUGGCGGCGGGGCCGGACUGUGUCGCCCACAAUAUGAUACGUGAUGCUAAUAAUGCCAUUGACAAGGUUGCCAAUUGUGGGCGUCUCAGACCUCGAGGUGACGAGCGCUGGCGUGAAAUGGAUCAAUGGCCAUCCAAGGCCUGCAAUGAUUGGCGAGUUCCCUUCGCUAUUUCUCACCACAUUUAUUCUGCAAUUUUCGCUUGUAACGGGACUGUUUGCCUCUCUUGCAGUAAAACCGUCGUUGGAAAAUCUGAUCACUCUUUUUCAUACCUCAAACUCAUCUCAUAUUUGAAUGGUUUAUUAAAGCGACAGGAGGAGACUUUGAAUUACUUGCUGCUUUCACUUGAUCGAGACGGUCUUUGA